This is a messenger RNA of Rosa rugosa (rugosa rose), 1047 nucleotides long. Its product is annotated as reticulon-like protein B12. The record is from RefSeq and is a predicted model, not a curated record. The coding region runs from base 272 to 871 and encodes 199 amino acids. Lineage: Eukaryota; Viridiplantae; Streptophyta; Magnoliopsida; Rosales; Rosaceae. The transcript is spliced from 4 exons.
AUAUACUUUUCGUAUUCACAUAGAAGAAAGAGAAUAUCGGAUGAAAAAGCCAAGAUAGACCAUUGUUUCUCUUUUACUGUGGAAUCAUCUGAAUUCCCCAAAGCUAUAUCCUUUUUGGCUCUUGGAGAUCUGGAUUGGAUUCAGAUUGUGUUUUUGGGUUUUGUGUUCAAAUGGGUUCACCGGAAAGAUUGUUUCGCCGGCGAAGAACCCUUCAUGAGAUCCUUGGAGGAGGUCUUGAAUUGUGGUCCGGUUGCUUUGGAGUUAGGAUUUUAUGGGUCUGAUGAGCCUUGCUUUUUUGGGUGAUACAGUUGCAGAUGUGAUCUUGUGGAGGCAGAAAGAUGUGACAAUGGGGAUACUGUUAGUAGCUUUAGCUGCUUGGGUGGUGUUUGAGAAGUCUGGUUAUACAUUGCUAUCACUGGUCUCUAGUGUUCUUCUCCUCCUCUUUGUCAUACUCUUUCUCUGGGCUAAAUCGGCUGCCAUUCUUAACCGACCAGCUCCACCCCUGCCUGAAUUGCAGUUAUCAGAAGAAAUGGUGAAUGAAGCUGCAGCUGUCAUCCGGACUCAUGUAAAUGCUUUGCUUUUGGUUUCACAAGAUAUUUCUCUUGGUAAAGACUCGAGGUUGUUCUUCAAAGUAGCUGCUUACCUGCUGCUGAUUUAUUUUGUUGGUGGCUUGACUGAUUUCCUGACUCUGAGCUACACCAGCCUUGUCAUUGUUCUAACAAUUCCAGCAUUCUAUGAGAGAUAUGAAGAUUAUGUAGACAAGUAUGUCAUGAUGGGGUACAGGAAAUUGCUGCAAUUGUAUGUUAAACUAGAUGAAGAAUAUGUGAGCAGAUUUCAACACUUGGUUCUGGAAAAGAAGAAACUACGUUGAUUUCUCAAGUUCAUGUGAUCGAUAAGGCGAUUUUUAGAAGUGUGGUUUUCAUUUUUUUUACUCCCUUUCAAAAGUCUUUCUUUUUUGUUCUCCAAAUUGCAGAGAUAUCCUGUCAAAAGUGUUAUGAAUUUUGUAAUCUAAUCCACAGAAUGAUUAUAGAGAGAGUUGGUUCUGUA